ACUCGAGAAACGGGGGGGAGUGCACGUGUGUCAUUCGCUCUCACCAUUCUCUUCAUUUUUUCCCCUCUCUCCCCUCUUCCUCUCCCCUUGAAAGAUAAUAAUACGAGAGAAAAGAGGAAGGAGUAAAGACGCAGUGAUUGGAAUUUGUAAAGGAUUUGGUGGAUUUAUUGUGGUUUUAAGCUUUUUAUUUAUUUUUGAAAGAAGAAAAUUUGUGAAAGAUAUUUUGUGUGAUUUUGUUUUCAUCCGUGUUGUGAUGAGAUGCUGAGGCUGAGAAGUGGGCCUAACCUAACCUAACCUUAACCUAACCUAACCUAGCUAAACUAAUGUAAAACCACAAGAAGAAGAACAACAACAACAAGAACAAGGAAAACAAGAAAUACCACCACAACCACCCAAAGCAACAAAAAUGGCAACAACAACAACAACAACAUCAACAACAACCCUCCUACUACUACUACUCCCACUACCACUACUACUACUUCAAGCCACAACAUGCCACGCCAGCGACUUCAACGACAUCUACGACUAUGAAUAUUCGUAUGGGGACUUGGGUUACUCCUACGAUGAUGGUGAGGCGAAGAAAAGGGAAAAGGAGGGUGAUGAUGCUCUACAAAUCGCGAGUCACGUGGCGGACACCGGGAGUUCCAUAGCAGGCGGCCUGAGUGACCUACCGCAGAUCCCCCUGUGUUGCCCCCUCAAUGCUGUGUACGAGAUGGGCAAGAACUGCACCACAGCCCCAACAGACUGGACCUGGCGCCCUCACCUCUCGGGGGAACCCAAUGCCAACUUCAUGUACACUGGCUUUCCGAAGUGCAAGGUGAACGAACCCAUGCCGUUCUAUCAGAAGGAGGUGUUCUUCAAUGAUGGUGAAGCCUUCGUGCCAAACUAUGUCCAGCUCCACUCCAUCCCCAAGGAGAAAUAUUGUGUCAGCAAGGUGUAUGACAAGACAGACCCGGAGCAGUGUGAGAUCCACCGCACCAAGGUGUUUGUGUGCCUGGACAAAGAGCAGGAGGAGCCUGGCCUGUACUGGACUGGGGUCAGCCUGGCACACACCUUCCUCGCACUCACCCUAUGCACCUUCUUCCUCGUUAGGGAUCUCAGGUGUCUGCAGGGGCAGUACAUGAUCUGCUUCCUCAUCUCCCUCCUGGCAUACAACAUCUGUCUCCUGCCGGGCUCUGUUAUCGUACUCUCCAUCAGCUUUGUGUCCUGUGUCUCGCUGGGUGCGGUGAAAUAUUUCUUCUUCUGCGGAGUGAUGCUUUGGUUCAACGUGAUCUGUUUUGACGUGUGGCGGACCAUGCAAAGCAAGCAGGACAUUGGGUCGCGGCGCCGGUUCCUGCUCUACUCAGUGUACACGUGGGUGGUGGGGGCGGUGCUGACCACGGCGGUGCUGGUGGUGCCCUACCUGUCCGGCAAGACCCACGACUCAACACUAAUGGAGACCAACACUGACGACUGCAAGCUGAAAACGGACAUCAACAUGAUCCUGCAGCUGGUGGAGGUGCUGCUCAUGGUUGUGAAUCUGGUGUUCCUCAUCUUGGCCUCCACACACAUCUGCAAGUACCCCAAGUUUGGUGAGGGACUGCCCAGGUGUGACGCCACGCUCAGCCUGAAACAAGGAUGGAAGCUUUAUAUCAUCAUGAUCGGACACACCCUCAUUGAUGUGCCUGACGAUAUCCUCACUAUCAAAGUCGUGGACUUGUGGAGAUAUGUGCUAAUUGAAUCAAUGGCUCUGUUUGCUGUGUUUGCCUACCGGAAGACAGUUCUCCGCCACCUCUAUUCUGUCUUCUACUGUGGUCGCCAUGUCCCUCGCAGCGACGACGACGCCAACGGGGGCAUCCCAGAGAAGCACCAGCUCACCAAUAUGCACUGAAGGAGGCAAUGUAGAAGGCACUGUAGGAGGGAAGGAGGAAAACUGUAAGGAAAAACUAGUGUUGGUAAUAUUUUUGAAAGAGGAAA
Molecule: messenger RNA, 1956 nt
Organism: Portunus trituberculatus (swimming crab)
Lineage: Eukaryota; Metazoa; Arthropoda; Malacostraca; Decapoda; Portunidae
Exons: 11
Coding region: 407-1870 (487 amino acids)
Biological process (GO): cell surface receptor signaling pathway
Cellular component (GO): membrane
Molecular function (GO): transmembrane signaling receptor activity
Source: RefSeq, a predicted model, not a curated record